AUGAACAAUGUGGAGAUCGAGCGGAUAGACAGCCUGGAAGGCUGGGUGGCCGUCAAAAGCGACAUAUUCGAAGAAGCCGAGACGUUCAAGCUGGGCUUCAUCGUGCAGUGGAACGUCAUCGAGUGCAAGUUCGCCGUCACCUGCCACAACAGGACGUUACAACGGAAGAAACGCGGAGCCGAAGGAGUCCCCGGAGACCCUCAGACGAGCUGGGCCGGCCUCUUCUCCGUGUGCGACCUGAAACACGUCCACAAGCAGUUUCAAUGCGUAGCGGACGUCUUGGGGACCUGCUUCCCGGACCUGUCGGAGUUCGAGGACGGCAACAUGUGGGACCUGCUCUUCCUGGGUCGGCGCUCGGGUCCGGAGGACGAUGACCGGCGGGACCUCGACACGCCGUGUCGGAAACUCGAGAAAUACUUCAGCGCGGCCAUCGACAUCUGCGGCCGGAAAAUCGUGCUCGAUACGUUGUUCACGCAGGACGAGCGGGGCGUGGAGGAGUACUUCGAAAACCUACAGGAGUUCAAGAGGAAGACCAUGCAGGAGGAGAUGGCCCGCGCGAAGGGCCUCUUGCGACAGAUCCUGCAAAGUCAUGGCAGCGCAGACCGAAUGGUGGCGCUGCUCAGCAUCUACGAGGAAGAGGACGAGGCCUACCAGGACCUGGUCACCGUGGCCACCACCUUCUUCCAGUAUCUGCUCCAGCCUUUCAGGGACAUGAGAGAGCUGGCCUGCCUCUACAAGAUGGAGAUCCUGAAGUCUUUGGAGUUCGAGGACUUGGGUCCUAAGAGAAUUGCAGCUCUGGAGAAGGAGGCAGACGAGUGGAGAAUGAAAGCAGCCGAUGCAGUCGCCUCAAUUCAGGACAUCACUGUCACCUACUUUGCACAGACAUCAAAGGCUCUGGCUGGCAUGUUAAAGCAGAUGGAGGAGGAUAAGGGUCGUUUUGGAGCUGCUGCCUGGGCGUCUGCAGCCCCCAGACUGGAGAAAUUGCGCUUCCUGUUGGCCAAAGAGACACUGCAGCAUAUGAGGGCUGCAGAGAUGUGCCUCAACCGCAAGAAAGUGGGCAUCCGACGAAGGUUGAGCGGCCUUUCCGACAGACUCAGGAGCCAAGGAACUGAUUCCAGGUCUGCGUGUGACGACGACCAGCAGCAGGAAACGGUGGACCAGCUGGAGCUGAAAUUCUACGAAGCGCAACUGGAGCUGUACGACACCAAGUUUGAGGUCCUGAAGAAUGAGGAGCAGCUGUUGGUGGCUCAGAUAGACACGGUGCGGCGGCAGAUCAAAGAGUUGAAGGACGAGGUGGUGUACUACGACGUGUGUGAGGAUGCAGAGGAGCUGCAGAGCUUGGUCCACACAGGCAUUCAGCAAGCCGACCCUCCGGCUGUCAGUCAUCUCAAAAGAAGCCUGCAGGCUUUGGAGACCAAGAGAGGCCGAAUCUGUGCCCGGCGGGCUUAUCUCCGCAACAAAAAGGAUCAGUGCAUCGAGGCCAAUGAGCAGAAGCAGCUUCCCGCCAAGCAGAGCUCCAUACUCUUCAACCAGCAUCAUCACGUCCACCUGAAACGAGAGAAGAGGAAGGAGGAGGAGCAGAGGAGGAAACAGUGGGUGGACGAGGAGCGAGAGAAGACUCUGAGCAGAUUACGCUCCUUUAGAGAGAAGCGACCGGGCCAGUUCAUCCUGAAGACUCAUUCGCGGAUGUCUCCUGCCGAAGUGCCGUGUCCCUCCCAGCCGCUGUCCAUCAUCAGCCUCGGCCCCCCUGAAGGACCGCCCCCCUCGGUCCGUCCUGCACCCAGACGCACCAAAACGUCCAGCAAAAGGCGCCUUGAGGACAUCCCUGUCCAAAUCUUCUCUGCAGCGCCACCUCCAACGACAAGCUGCCCUACCGCACCUCCGCCUCCGCCUCCGCCACCUCCGCCUCCACCACCACUGCCUCCCGCCAUGCCACCCCCACUGGUCCGAGGGUCGCCUUCCCCCAAAGACUCACCGAGGCCUCUUUGCGAAAAAGAGGACCCUGCUUUUCCAGCCAAGAACACGCUGUCACAGAAUAUAGGAACGAUGGACGAGGUGUUGGCCUCAUUGCAACGUGGACGGAUUCAACUUCGGAAGGCGCCCGAUCCCAGGGCCACACCCCCAGCUGGGGACACGAGGACCAGUCUGAUGACGGCCAUCCGACAGGGAGUCGCCCUGAAGAAGAUGGUUCCCGCUCGGCCAGAACUCCACAGCAGCGGGGACAACGAGCUGGAGCGCAGCAUCAAAGCCGCCAUGAUGAGGAUGAAGAAGGUGGCGGCAGAUUCUGACGACGACGACGACAGAGGGGACGACGAGACGCAGAGUACAGACUGGGACAGCUGAGGACCCCCCCCCCUCCCCUACACACACACAGCAAUGAAGUUGUUCUCUUUAAAUCGUUUUUCUUCACGGUUGUGAGCUACAGCUCAGGUUGCUGCCAGACAAAAAGACGGAUGGGAUUACGCCUCUUCUCACAUAAACAUUGCAGCUUUCGAAAUAGCCCGGAGAAGUUGUAAUACAUCCAAAUCCGUGGCUGUUUUUUUGAAAAUCCCAACCUGCGCGGAUGAGGCGCUGCAACGCUUCAUUAUGAAGAAGCAGAAUGGCUGUGGAAGAGAUGACACUUCUUUAAAGGCCUUGAGAGUCACACAGCAGGGGAAGCCUGAGAGACGCUCACACUACACAACUCCAUCAUCACCAAUAUUCCUUCUGCACAGACUUCAGUUACUUUGAAUGUAAUUCAAUCUGAUAUUCUUAAAUUUGACCCGACUUUUUCCCCAAGUAGGGCUGCAGUACAAUGAGUUUUGUAGUUUUUUUUGCAUUUUAUUACUAAACAAAGAGAGGGGUUGUGUCCUGAAGUGCAGCAGUGUGAAUCAUGCAGGCAACAAGUUUAAAGUCCACGUCACUGUUUGUGUUACAGGUUUGAUGCACUGUCCUCCUGGUCCUGUUUUUCCUCUUUGUGUUGGAAUGACAACAAUGUGUGAGGCUCUUUUGUUGUGUAAUAUAUACGUCAUCCGUUGUUUCUUUUUUUCCUGUGUGAGGCCAUGACAAAUGUGUCAAGUUAACCAAACUAGACACUUGUUUUGUUUUUUCCCGAUAGCCAAGACUUAUAUGACACAAAGCACUUACCUGAGGAGACAAAGCUAUAAUGUAUUAGGAUAUCAAACUUGAUCCAGUUCGCUGCUGUUGGCUGCCGCUGAAACACAACUGUGUUUUAAUAAUAAAUGAAGACAUGUUUGCUCAUGAA
Messenger RNA from Pungitius pungitius (ninespine stickleback), 3244 nucleotides. RefSeq names its product WASP homolog-associated protein with actin, membranes and microtubules. Gene Ontology annotation, cellular component: endoplasmic reticulum-Golgi intermediate compartment membrane; cytoplasm. The coding region runs from base 1 to 2343 and encodes 780 amino acids. Gene Ontology annotation, molecular function: actin binding; Arp2/3 complex binding. Gene Ontology annotation, biological process: Arp2/3 complex-mediated actin nucleation; endoplasmic reticulum to Golgi vesicle-mediated transport. The record is from RefSeq and is a predicted model, not a curated record. The transcript is spliced from 11 exons. Lineage: Eukaryota; Metazoa; Chordata; Actinopteri; Perciformes; Gasterosteidae.